Messenger RNA from Bemisia tabaci, 6540 nucleotides. It is a transcript of the gene RhoGAP5A, whose product is annotated as Rho GTPase activating protein at 5A. Gene Ontology annotation, biological process: signal transduction; regulation of GTPase activity. Lineage: Eukaryota; Metazoa; Arthropoda; Insecta; Hemiptera; Aleyrodidae. Gene Ontology annotation, molecular function: GTPase activator activity. The record is from RefSeq and is a predicted model, not a curated record.
AGAGACAAGUGACAAUGAGUGGAAAAAGUGGAUCGGAAUUUUUAGAAUGUCGUUUGGAGUGCUUUUUUGCAUCAUAAUUUAAAAUUUUAGGGCUUAUCAAGUGAAGAUAAUCAUUGCAAGCUACUACUUUUCCCGUUUUUUACCUUGUCAAUGCAUGUAAUUGGAGAGGUAUGUUCUUUUUCACUUUGUUUCGGUGAUACCCCAAGAUCUUCAAGAACGGUUUGCUACUUAGUGUUUUCUCUUCGAGUCAUGAUGAAAAGAAAUGUGUGCUGGACUUACAAUCUGGUUCUUUUGAACUGACAUUUGUCUCUUUUCUAUGAAGUUUCUUCACCAUCCUACCAUGGUAUCAUCAAAUUUGUUUUGACUUGAUCUUUUACUUGCCAGCUCAACAUGCUAUCUGCGAACAACAAUCGUCAGUCAAAGUUUCUGGAGAUUUCGCCUGUUAAACCAGUUUGGAAACCUGAUCUUUAUAAACUUCAGCGAGAGGCACCUGCUCCGAAUGCUAUCUGCUUGGAAACUAUGCACCCCAACUGUCCACUUCAGUAUGGCUUGGAGUAUCAUGGUGUGUUAUCCAGCUCACAAUGUGAAAAAUUGCUGAAGAAAGACGGAGACUAUCUGAUUAGAUCCAGUCCGAACUGCUCUAACACAACUUACGUACUAUCCAUGAUGUUUGAUGGUCGUAUCGUUCACUACAAAUUGUAUUACGAUGAAGAGCAUUACGUGAACGUGAAUGGCAAACGGUUCAGCACGACAGGAGAACUAGUUUUGGAUGGUUUAGUCACAAACUAUGUGGAGCUGCAUGCUGGGCCGUACAUCCAGCUGAUGCACAAUUUAAAUUGUUACGAAAAUUCUCCCUACAUGACUUUAAACCGUCUCAAAAGGAAGGCUCUUCAAAAGCAAAUGAACAAUGUCACAACCAAUAACAAUAUCAACAAUCAUAAUAUCAAUAACAACAAUCCCAGACGGAUAAGUAAUUCAAACAACUUGGUAAUAAUUCACAACAACAUUGAUUAUGACAAGCCUCAUUCCUUCAAAACACAGACUUUCAACGGACUGAAUUGGUGCGAAUUUUGUGGCAAUUUUUUGUGGGGCAUCAUCGCGCAGGGUGUCAAAUGUGAAGAUUGUGGUCUCAUGGCGCAUAGUAAAUGUUCAGAGCGACUCCCUGCUGAUUGUUGUCCUGAUCUGAAGCGAGUGAGAGGAGUUUUCGGAGUAGAUUUGACAACCCUGGUCAAAGCUCAUGGCACAAGUAUACCUUUUUUAGUGGAAAAAUGUAUCACGGAAAUUGAAAAAAGUGGCUUAGAUAUAGAGGGACUCUACAGAAUCUCCGGUUUUCAGGAAGAAAUUGAACAACUAAAAAUUUGUCUGGACAAAGGUGGAGAAAAUACUGUUUUGAGCUGUCGAAACCAAGAUGAUGUGAAUGUUGUAGCUGGUGUAUUGAAACUGUAUCUGCGGCUCCUACCUCUACCGCUCAUAACAUACGAGUGUCAUCCGGCUCUCAUCAAAGCAAUUUUGAAACAAACGCUUUGGGAACAAAUAGCACGGAUCAAGGAUGCACUCUCUGUCUUGCCUUUAGCACACUACAAUACAUUGAGAUAUUUAAUUCGGCAUUUACACAGAGUCAGCGAACAUAGUGAAACUAACAAGAUGACGAUUCAAAAUUUGAGCACCGUUUUUGCGCCAACAUUAAUGCCAGCCCCUGAUCUUUCGAAAUGCAGUGAAGGAUCCUUGCCAGAUAUCAACAAUGAUAUUGUUGCCCUACAGAAUUUGAUAACGCACCAGGAAUACAUCUUUGAUUAAUUACGUACAUUUGUCUACCUGUGCUGCAGGUAACUGCCAUUUGAAGAAGCCACCAAACUCUGGUGGAGACAUCUUUCAAUUUUUAUAUUUUUUCCUAGAAUUCAUACCUUCUUAUUUAUUUCACUAUUAGUCAUGCACUACAACAUUCCAUAUUAUUCAAUAGGCCAAAAUCGUCCACAAACAUUCAGUGAAUUGAAUGCGGUGCAAAUUUUUAUUUUCUUUCAUUCCCUUACUGGCUUAAGUAGCUUCUCAUUUUAUUCUUGAAAAGAUGCCGCCUUUGUAUGUAAACUUUCAAUGGCAUUGUCCAGAUGUAUAAUAGGAAAAACUGCAAUGAUGACGAAAAUGAGUGACAUUAUAUGUAUGAGAUUAAUGUAGCUCAGCUUGUAAGUUGUCAAUCUCUUGUGAUAGGUUUAUGAGGAAGAAAAUGAUUUGAUGAAUUCAAGGCAUUUUCUUGUAAAUUUGAGUUUACACUUUGUAAGGUUUAAGAGGCUGUGAGCAUUUACUUGAAUCCUGUAGUCGCAUGAAUGUAGCCAACAAACUUUUCCAGUAUCAUGCAAUAGAAUUUUACCAUCAGCACCCUAAAAGUUGCCAAAAUGUAUUAGCAAAGUAUUAGUAUUUAUUUAUUUGUUUUCUUGCUGGCAGAGUUAAGUUAUUCUGUCUGUACUCUUAAAUGUAAAGUCAAAAUUAGAUUAGAGGACACUUCACCCUAAUUCAUGUGUGCACUGGAAACCGGAAAAAAUGGAUAAUGAAUUUUGAUUGAUGAUUGUGACGUAAUUUGUCAUGCACCAUUUUGUUUUCUGUGAAAUUCAAUGAUGUCCCUAAACAUAAUAAACAUUCCCAAUGUUUGCUAAGGUUAUAAAUGUUAGUAGGCAGAGUUUGUUUCUCUGCAAAAAUUUUACGAACAAUCCAACACUUUAAUGUAUGUAACAAGUGAAGCAAGGUCGAAAGGUGUUUCUAAAUUGUCACAGGAUUUCUAACGUUCCUUUUCUCCUAGCUUCUCUUUUUGUAAAAAAGUAACAUGCGAGUUAUUUUUUGUAACCUGUAACAAAUUUUGCAGCAAACAAAGCACAUCAUUCCACAACUUUUGUCAUACAAAGUGUAGCUGGAGGAGGAAUUAAGAAGGGUCUUUGUCAUCUGUUCAAAAUUUCAAUGUUGAAAACAUCCAGAUUUCAGUGCUCCAUCGAAAAAGGUUAUGGAAAGGUCAAGACGUACACUGUGAUCAUAGAAGCUUAUACCAAAGUAUAUUCGUUAGUUUUAGAAUUUUUUGUAUGUAGUAUAUCGUGUGGUAAAGGAGAACGCUGCAUGAGCCUUCGGAUGCAGCCAAAUUUCCUUAAGUAUUUAUGGAUUUUCAAGGAAAUCUGUGAAUAUUUCUCCUCCAAUUUUCCAAGAAUUUCAUUCGCAAUCAGAUCUAAGUUAUCUGAAAAUCUCAAGAAAAAAUAUUCAUAACUCUCUUUAAAAAUAAUUAUUUUGUUGGAGGAAGUUUCGCAAGUCCGAGAUGUUCAUACGGCAUUUUUCCUUAGCACGGUAUUAUAGUUCACACAAAAUAAGUUCGUGGACUUUUACAGUGAGACAAAAGAUUAAAUAUCCCGAGUUUAAAAAAAAUUAUCAAUUACAUAUCAUUUCAGUCAGCUUAAUUCUCAUGCUUACUUAAUUCUUAUGUGUAAAUGAAAACAGCAAAUCUUGUAUGGCACUGUAAAAGUUAGCUUACUAAUUUGGUGUGAACUAUUAGUAUUUACUCAUGAAGCGAUUAGCUUUUUGUUGGCCUAUGUAUAGACAAUAUAUAAAGAUUAGAUAGAUUGUUGAUGGUAUCGCUAACAUGUGUUCAAAUUUAGUCUAAAACUCAUCAUAGAGAGUUAAAGUUUUCCAAGCACUUUUCUCUUGAGAGAGUUAUGCUGUUUCAAGCAACAUUAGUUAUUACUGCUCUCUUGAGAAAAAUUUGUACUUAGAUGAGCUUUUUCUCUUCACAAUGAAGCAUCAGUUUCAGACUGAAUUUAAAAACAGGUUGGCGAAAAUAACAACCCCCUGUCCAAACAACUCAUGCCUUGAACCGCAAUAUAUUUGUAAGAAUAUAAAAAGAUUAUUGUAUAUUUGGAAUAAGAAAGGAAAAAGGGGUGGAUUUCAUUACAAAGAACAAACCAUGGUUGGUCACUUUUUCAGUGGAUAUCAGAAGACUGGUCAAUGUCACUGCCAUGGAGGAGUUUCCCUCCGAAAUGAUGUUGCUCAAAAUCUGCGCAGAAAAGAACCGGGAACUGGUGUGAUUUAUUUACUAAACUAAAUCUAAAAAUAAUUCCGAUUAAUUUUAUGCUCUUUCUGUAACGUAUGAUGAGAAAUAUUUGUUGUAACAGACUUUUGCCGUCCAUGGUCAUGAUCUACCACUUUAAUGUUUUCUCUUCAUUAUUUCUUCCAUCUUUUGUAAAAUUUGUAUUGCAUUUCUAUUAAAUCAGAUAUUCUCUUUUGUGCUAAGCAUGUUGAUUGCUUUAUCAAUUACUUAAGUGUCUUAAAAGAUUACUUUACAUAAAUACUGCAAAAUUUGAAUCAUACGAUGAUGCAGAGCCUUGUGCAAAUGUGCAUUGUUCUAUGUUGCUCUGAUUGUUUCCUUUUUUUACGUUUUAAUUAUCAGAAUACUAAAGUCUUUCAAACUAGGAAUGAUUACACAUGUAAAUACAUAUUUCUUAAGUUCAGUAAUACCCUGAUUAUCCGACAAUCUGGGGCAAGGGCCAUGUCGGAUAUGGAAAAAGUCCAAUAAUCAAAACUACCAAAAGAGACUGAAAAAAUGCCAUUCCAGGCUCUAUUUGUAAAUUUAAAGCACAAACUUGGUCAAUUUUCCAUCACAUCUCUAGAACACUUUUUUUAUGAGAUAAGACACGAAAAACCACAUUUAUAUUAAAUUUUUGUCUAAAAACCAGGUUUUGUUGUGUUGAUUGACUUGUUUUUACCAAAAACUCAAUUUUUUCCACGUUGGAAAACCGAAGCUUCUGAUAGUCGGUGUUCGGAUAAUCAGGAUAUUACUGCAGAUUAAUUAUCAUGUUUAUGUAAAUGUAUACAUAUCUACCUUGGAACAUCAUUCAGUCAGUACCGAGGUUCUUUUUCCAACUAUUUGUGAGAUGAUUUUUCCUGUGGUUAAGUCUUGAUUGAAAAAGAUACUUGAUUGUUAAAAGCUAGUUGAAAGCCGUAUUUGAUUCCUAGAAUAAAUUAGUUCAAAAAUCAGGAUUAACAUCGUGUUUAAGUUUCUUGCUACUUAAAAGAAGCCAUAUUGACCGUGGAACUGCAUAAAAAAGUAUUUCCUCUGUUUGCAGCGCUGCAGACUUCCCAUCAUAAUUUAUUUUCUAAAAGAAAAAAUUCUCAACAUCAUUUCGUCAAAACUUUGCGGAUUUUUCUGAUCUGUGCAAAGAAUGUUCUGUGAAGUUUUCAAGCAACAGUGUUAGUUUGUUCUCUUUUGAAUAAAUAAAAUGGGAGCAAAUAUUUUGAAACACCGCAAACAAAAUAUGCAUUUUUGCAGUUUCCGCGUUAAUGUAUUAGAACUAAAAAUUAAUUGCUCUUUUCUUUUCCUUGUGAUUAUGUAAAAUCUUGCUUGAUGAAUGUGAUAUUUCAAACUUAACAUAUCCACUUAUUAAUUCAACCACAACUGGACCAUAGAAAUAGUACCUUGAACAUAGAGGGAAAGCUGGAAAUCAAUAAUGCUAUUAACAGUUGCACACUCCUAAGCCCAAAUUCUCUACUUACUUUGUGGUCUUAGAGCUUUGACGGCACAAGGUUAUAGGCGACUGCUACCGCGCCAAGGAAAAAUGUGGUAAGAACCCCCGAGACAUUGCCAAAUUUCCUAUCAUAAAACAUGAAAUUCCUGGUAAACUUAUGAAUAUUUUUCCUUCAAUUUUUCAGACAAUUUUGUUCACAAUUUCAUUGAAGCUCUUGAAAAUUUCAAGGAAAUAUGUUCACACCUUUCCUCAAAAAUAAUAAUUUUAUUGGAGGAAUGUUGGCAACUCCUGAAUUUCCUUCGCUUAGCCGAAUGUGUAACCUCUUUGCCUAGAGCUUAUUAUUUUUACAGGGUUUCAGAGCUUUUACUGUAGAUGAUUCUCAUUUUAGAGACUAUUCACUAUUUCUUGAUGUGCUUUAUGGAGUGCAAUAUUUUUUUGAAAUCAAAUGUGUCAUUACACAAUUUUUAAUUGAGACUUGCCAAUUCCCAACAUUGCAAUUAUUGGUGACAUGUAUCAAAUCAUAUCGACUGCUUAAGUGUUUUUUUUUUGAAGGACUUGUUUAAAAUAUUCUUUUUUAUGCUUGUGAUAUAGUUUCUUUGUAGAAUUAUCUUGCCUUUUUUAAAAAUCUGUAAAUUCCUCUAUCCACGUAGUCAAUGUACACGGUGAAACCCAAAAGUUGCAGUUUCUUCAAUUCUCAAUUUAUUUGAAGGAUACUUCAAGCUUGUUAAUCAACUCUGCCAAGUUUUUUUUUUAAUUUUUUUUUGGCUCAACAAACUUUUUUGAUUUUAAGUUAAGUCUCUCUGAGGGAAAUUGUCUCUAUUAGAGAUUCCUUGCCUCAAUUUUGUGAAACAUUUUCAUUUUUUCAACCAGUACGUAUUUUUUGAAAGAAAUUAAUUUAGUUCAUGUACUGAUUGCUGUCUUUUUUUUUCACUGCUCAUCUGUCAAAGUGGUUUUUUCUUCUUUAUAAAAACUUUUUAAAACUUGUUUCAUCUAAAGUGGCCUUCAAUUUUUGAUGUUGCAAAAUAUAUCUUUGAAUCAUAUCCAAAAA